This is a messenger RNA of Anguilla rostrata (American eel), 5631 nucleotides long. RefSeq names its product G protein-coupled receptor, class C, group 5, member Bb (gene gprc5bb). Gene Ontology annotation, biological process: G protein-coupled receptor signaling pathway. The record is from RefSeq and is a predicted model, not a curated record. Gene Ontology annotation, molecular function: protein kinase activator activity; protein kinase binding; G protein-coupled receptor activity. The coding region runs from base 905 to 2086 and encodes 393 amino acids. The transcript is spliced from 4 exons. Lineage: Eukaryota; Metazoa; Chordata; Actinopteri; Anguilliformes; Anguillidae. Gene Ontology annotation, cellular component: intracellular membrane-bounded organelle; extracellular exosome; plasma membrane.
UGUGUGUGUGUGUGUGUGUGCGUGGAUGUGUGUGGGUGUGCGUGUGUGUGUGCACAUGUUGAGUGCUACUGCCUUAUUCAGAAAUAAAGACAAGGCAGGCAGUCAAGAGGAAAGGUGGAAAUAAACAAUUUCACAGACCACAGGCGCCCACACAAUUACCCAGCUACACUGACGCCAGGAAUAUAUGGAAACGUUCUGUUCUUCACAGGGAUUUUCCUUUGCUCGUCUCCAUUUAUUGCAUAAGAAAUGGACAGGCAAGAAGAAAAAAACAUCCGCGUGACAGGUGUUUGUGAUGGCAAAUCCGUGCUGUUGCUGAAAGUGACAUGCAGUGACACGGCCUCACCUGGAGAUGUCUUCCCUCCCCCUAUCAGCCACUGAGCGCGCGGGUCAGCCGCUACCACAACAAACACAAGGGCCACCAGGCAAACGCGUGCGUGCGGACGGGACCUCUGCCACGGCGCGCCUCCCUGUAAAGUGAUGGAGUUGAACAGCUGAAGACGCGCGUGUUACUGGCGCAAGAGAAGAAGGGGGUGGCAGAGAGAGAGAGAGAGAGAGAGAGAGAGAGAGAGAGAGCGAGAGAGAGAGCGUACAAUUGUAUUGCUCGGACAAGUACCAGACAGCAGAGUGUAUGGAAACUACUCCACUGUGAUACUUCUCGGAUUGUUUUGAUUGUCAUAUUAUGAUUACUAUUUAUCAUAUAGUACAGACCGGCAGCGCAAAGCCGCCAAACUGAGAGAAACAAAUCGCCCCGUUCCUCCAGAAGAAUAGCUUGGAUUGGAGACAGAGAUAUCCAUGUGCCCGAUUAGCAGACGAUCGUUUCACUCCGAAUCGGAAUACACAAGCGGUAUUGACAGCCGCCUCCGGUGAGCUACUUUCGGGGACGGUGAAGGAGAAAAGAGCAGUGAUGUCGUUCAGUCUUGUGCUCCUCCUCCUCCUCCUGUCUCUGGCGGACCGCGGCUCCUCCCAGAUGAACGUGACGGACAGCCCCCCGCGGGGGUGUGGCCCGGGGCUGGGCCGGCCCUACGCGCUGCUGUGCGACCUGGAGGCGGUGUGGGGGGUGGUGCUGGAGUCUGUGGCGGGCGGGGGCGUGCUGGCGUGCCUGCUCCUGGGCGGGGUCCUGCUGGGCGUCCUGCGCCGAGUCUCCGAGCCGGAGAGACGCAGCGGGGUGGGGCUCCUCCUCCUCCUGCUCGCCGGCGCGGUCGGCCUCUUCGGCCUCAGCUUCGCCUUCCUCAUCGAGAGCGGCGAGGCGCUGUGCGUGGUGCGGCGCGCCCUCUGGGGGGCGCUCUUCGCCCUCUGCUUCUCCUGCCUGCUGGUGCAGGGCUGGCGGGUGCGGCGGCUGGCGCGGGGCGGGCGGACCCCCGGCGGCUGGGCGCUGGCGGGGCUGGCGCUGGCGCUCACCACCGUGCAGGGCAUCGUGGCGGCCGAGUGGAUCCUGCUGACGGUGGCGCGGGAGGGCCAGCCGGCCUGCCUGUACCAGCCGCUGGACUUCGCGCUGGCCUGCAGCUACGUGGCGGCGCUGCUGCUGGCCGCCACGCUGACCGCCGGCCUGGCGCUGCGCGGGAAGGAGCAGCGCUGGCGCCGCAGCGCCGUCUGGCUCUUCGUCUCCUGCCUGGCGUCCGUCCUGCUGUGGGCCGCCUGGCUGGGCUUCUAUCUCUACGGUAACGGGGCGCUGGGCCACGCCCCGGACUGGGACGACCCGGUUCUGGCCGUGGCGCUGGUGUCCCAGGGCUGGCUGCUGCUGCUCCUCCACGCCGUCCCCGAGGCCCACUUCUGCCUGCGCCCCGCCCCCCAGCCCGACACCCCCGACUACUUCGACACCUCGCAGCCCCCGCCCCGCCUCCGCGAGACCAGCUUCGACGAGGACCUGCCCCUCUCCCACCGGCCCUACAUGGAGAACCACGCCUUCUCCUUCGACGAGCACAGCGCGGCCCUCAGGCCCGGCUACCGCAACAGCAACAUCGGUCUCCGCAACAGUGGAGUUCCCUUCCGCAGCAACGUCUACCAGCCAACGGAGAUGGCCGUAGUGCUGAACGGAGGCACAAUCCCCUCUGCCCCGCCCAACUACACAGGGAGGCCACAGUGGUGAAGAUGAGGAGGGUGAAGAGGCGCCUGUCUCCGGGAUGGUGGGAGGACGCAAGAGGGAACAGGAAGGGGGGGUGAUACUGUGCCUUCCUGGAACAGAAGCCGAAAGAACAGGCUUCCCUGUUUUUGGAUACAGACUAGUCCUCCGCUUUUGUUUGAAUGGACAAAGGGAGGGGGAGGAUGCAGUCCUUCUGAUAUCAGUGCUCACGGAACUGUGAGGGGUGUAGGAUGGAGAUGUAGAAUGGGGGGGCAGUGUUUGCGUGUGUGUGUGUGUGGGGGGAGGGAGGGGGUGAUGGUAAAUGACACAAUAUUUUUGGCAUAGUGCUCAAAUUACACCUGCUGGUUCUUCAACUACAAAUACUACAAAUUCUAUAAAUGCUAUAAAUACCCAAAGAGAAUGAUUAAGAUGUAAGAAUCAUAAUCUUUUAGAAGCAGAUAUUUCUUAUAUAUUUUUAGUCUGUCAGAGACAUACAGAAAUGGGGGUCCCGUCACCUUUUAACAGGGUUAUAAUUAAGACAACAUGAAGUACAAAGGUACAGUAGAUCAUCACGGGAAGGUUUCCUCUUGUUUUGUUCUUGUGCAUUUUUUUAUUUUUAUUUUUUUUUUGCUGCAUUAAAAAUGCUGAUUAAUAUUUUAUCGACACAGUUGCUGAAAAGUCACGCGUAAAUGAAGUGGUGGAGUACCGUAUUACCGCAGACGCCCAGCGAUGACGCUUCGGCGUAGAGCAGAGAAGAGAACGCCGCCUUUCCAGACCAUCUAGACAUGUAUAGACCGUCUGCCAUUUUAGAAACGAGAGUUUGUUUCCCGGCAACGAGAGAAAAACAACCGUGGAGCAAAAAAUGGCCCUGUCCAAGUUUGGCCGAGCCGUAUCCAGUUCAGCCAGCUCAGGCCGGCUGGUUUGGGCAGACGGGGCCAGACCCUGUGCGGAGUGUGUGUGGGGUACGGAGAGGAACGCUUCCUUCCACACGCGCGCCCAUUAGCGUCUCCGUGCCGAAAUUUGAGCCUCGUCGUUACACCACGGCGUGAACUCCCUGUUCUUGCAGUCGCUGAUUUAUUAUUUUUUUUUAAACCUGUCUGCUGGCCCCCUCUGGACUGGACUCCGGCUGAAGGACGCGUUCUGCCUCUCAGACAUUCUCGGCCCCCCGUCAGUUUUUCCUUCUCUUGACCCGGGAGGGGUCCCUUAAUGGAGAAGUGCGGCUUGGCUGUCUGCUCUGGGCCCCGCUGAGAGCUGUUUUUUUUUUUCCCCGCUCAUGAAACGGAAAAUCCUUUCGCAUCCUGGCAGAGGAGGUGGGCGGGAUUUACGGUGGGAGUGUGUCAGGGCCGGAAUUGGACAGAUGACGGACACAUGAACUCCCCCGAUUGGACAGAUCAUCUGCGCAUCAUCGAUGAAGAAAAUGGAUCUGCCGAAGAUCAGCAAUCUGGGUCAGAUGUUAAUCAUCACUGACUUCCAAAGCACCUUGGAAGUAACCGUUUCGAAUGGUGCGUGUGACGGUGUGUUGAGAGUUAAGGGAGAACGGGAGUCACUGGCUGUUUUUUUUAAUGAAUGGAAAUUUAUUUUGAAGUCUGUUUACUCCCAAAUAUCUUUUUCUGUCUCUCUUUGAGUGUAUUGCUUGCUUUGGUCAGAUGUGAUGUCUUCACAAGACUUCCUGUUUCCUGUCUAUGACAGCAUCCCAUGUCAUGGGUGAUCUUGUGUCUACCCCUACAAAUGCACUUCAGUUACAGGUGAAAAUAGUGCUUAGUUCCAGUUCACCUGUACACAAUAGAUAUUGUGAAAUAGGUCUAUUUGCUUUUUUAAGUGGUUCAUGGAAAUGGACCGGCUUGGACUGAUACUAACUAAUAACUGACUGUUAAUUUCUUCUGAUGUGUUGCUGGAUUGCUUGUUUAUAAAAUGUUAUUUGACUGCUUUAUUUUGCUUUUGUUUAACUGAAGUCCAUAAUUAUAGUAUUAGUGAGCUAUGUUUCAUUUUAAAAACAUCCAGGACGUGUUGUUGGUCAUUUUAUGCAAAUGUGAUCAUUUAUGAAAAUUCAUAUCUAUAUUUGAGAAGGCUAAUUAGAUUUAUUUAGCCUUAGUCUGUUCUACAGAUUUAGCCACAAUUCAGCAGCUCUCCAAAAAGAACACAGUCUAUAAACUGCUAUUGAGAGGUUUGUGGAAUAUUUGUACUGUUUUGAAAACGAGGUAUUCUUGCGUAUCGCUAAUCAGGGUUGUGGUGUUUUGCACUUUACGAGUGAUGUCUAAUCAUCUCUGAGAUGCCAUGAGGGGAGGAGGAGGAGGGGGCUCAUUUAUCUCUGGGUCUGAGUGUAACACUGGUCAAUGAAACAGGAUGAGCCCCUAAGUUGUGGCCUACUUCACCCUCUGGCCAAGUCAAAAGUUCAGCCCUCCCUGUGUGGGGUGCCUGUGUGAUGGGGUGGUUAAGGAUCCUGUGCUCUUCCCCCAAAGUAGGAGAAUAUGCAACACCCCCCCCCCCCCCCAACUCCCCCAAUUUUAGAUGCAGGCAAAAUUGUUCCCUGAAUAAUAACAGUAUUAUUUGCCAUGGGACAAACAUUUCCUAGCACAAUGAGUCCCCCAAAAGUCUAGCUCACUCCUACACCCCUGGCACUAUCCCCUAGCCCUACCCCCAGGCCCGUGUCAGAAUGGAUCCUUCCAUGGCCACCACAUGCAUUGGCCCUACCCCCAGGCCCGUGUCAGAAUGGAUCCUUCCAUGGCCCUACCCCCAGGCCCGUGUCAGAAUGGAUCCUUCCAUGGCCACCACAUGCAUUGGCCCUACCCCCAGGCCCGUGUCAGAAUGGAUCCUUCCAUGGCUGCCACAGGCAUCCUGUCACCCUGUGCACCCAAAAUUAAGAAUGAGUCAGCUAGUCAUGUUUCACGAAUGCUGACUACCUCUGGAAGGAAUCACUACCCUGCCCUUUUAAAAGAGGGAUUGCUCAGCCCUCUUUUAGACAUGAAACUAACUCUUUGUAUUGUUAGAAGUUAUUAUUGUUUUGUUUUAGGUUUUCUGUGGAGGGGGCGGGGGUAGAGGGGAUUUCUGAGUGGGGGACUCAGGACUGUGAACAGUGGAGGAUUUCAGGGAUAACACAAAAAAAGCUUCACAAUUAUCUGUAUUUCUGCUGUAACAGUAUUUACAGUUACUAACUGUGUUACAAUCAAUUUUUGUAUCUAUACUGCUGUUCAUCAAACCUUAUUGUAUGCACUAUGAUUGUUGUAAGUAGUUCUGGAUAAGAGUGUUUGUUAAACAAAUAAAGGAUGAAAAAUUAACAGUAUCAAAGGUGCGAGUUGCGCCCAAUUUGUUUUUUUGUAAUAUUGAUGAACCCCUCCUUCCUUAAUUGGACUUGUCCUUGACUGCCCAUACCCUAGCAGUCUUGCCUGUGGAAUGUUCCAUGUUGGCCAGCUGCUGGGGGUGGUACUGGUCCCCAGCUGUGCCUAUACAUUGACGCAGAAUAUUAAUGUAAUUGAAUAUGUUCUUCAUAAAUAAAUCUUGGUCUCUGUAACUCCUACAGUGCAAAUACUUUGUAAAAUACUUUGAGUCCACGUUUGACAUGUUGAAAAAUUUAA